Messenger RNA from Insectozyma verbasci, 2829 nucleotides. The record is from the annotation of a GenBank genome assembly. Lineage: Eukaryota; Fungi; Ascomycota; Pichiomycetes; Serinales; Debaryomycetaceae.
AUGUCAUCCUUUAAUAAUAUAUCUGAUGACGAAGAUGAUUUAUUCAAUGACUCAAAUACGUUAAAUCACAAUCCAUUUAAUACUUUAAACACUCCCUUUCAUUUUAGAAAUGUUACCAAUUCAAGUUAUUCAACUAUAGUGGAUGAUUAUAAUGAAAAUAUUAAAUACCCAACCAGAAGUAAAACAGUCAAUUUUAAAGAUGAUAUCGAAUAUCCUCCAAUAAUAUAUUCUCCUGGAAAACAAAAUUCUUAUCCAUCAUAUUAUGAAGAUGAAUUAUAUAAUGAUAAUGGAAGUUACUAUAAUGGGGAAAAUUAUAUAAUUAAUCCAUUGGAAGAUGCUGAAGUUAACGAAGAAGAUCCAUUUAAUGAUUCCUCCUCAUUGUUUUCUGAUACUGGUGAAGAUAUAAUAAGAAGAAGAACAACAAUUAAGAAACUCGAUAAUGAUUCGGAUGAUGAUUUUCAGCCUCAAUUAACAUAUUCGAAAACUAUUAAAAAAGCCAAGUUGAUAAAUGGAAAUUAUAUAAUUGAUGCCCCAAUCCCUAGAGCCCUCUUAAAUAUGUACGGAAAACAAAUCGAAAAUAUGGGACAGGAAAUGUCAUUUUUAAGAUAUACUGGUGCAACUUGUGGACCAUCAAAUUUUACAAAAUUUGGAUAUAAUUUAAGACAAGGUAUAUACGAACCAAAUAGACAAACUGAAAUAAUGGUUUGUAUUACAAUGUAUAAUGAAGAUGAAAUAUUUUUGGCAAAAACACUUAAAGGUGUUUUCGAUAAUAUCAAAGAUUUAACAAAUAGAAAUGAUCCAAAAUGGGGUGAUGAUAGUUGGAAAAAAAUUGUUGUUUGUAUUAUAAAUGAUGGUAGGUUGGAAUUAAAUAAAAGAACUGAGAUUUUAUUAAGUAGUUUGGGUAUUUUUCAAGAAGGUUAUGCAAAACUGAAAAUUAAUGAUAAAUCAGUUAAAGCUCAUAUUUAUGAAUAUACUUCAACUGUAGGUAUUGAUUCAAUUAACGAACAAGUUUAUUUGACUUCAAAUUCAACUCCUGUACAGUUUAUAUUUUGUUUAAAAGAAAAGAAUCAAAGAAAAAUUAAUAGUCAUAGAUGGUGUUUUCAAGCUUUUGGCCCAAUUUUGAAUCCUAAAAUUAUAAUGUUAUUGGAUUGUGGAACAAAGCCAUCUAAAAAUGCAUUUUAUCAUUUAUGGAGACUGUUUAAAGAUCCAAAUGUAGCAGGUGCAUGUGGAGAAAUGAAAGUUUCAUUAGGUGAAAAUAAACGAUUAUUGUCAAAUCCAUUAGUUGCUGCACAAAAUUUUGAAUAUAAAAUUUCCAAUAUAUUAGAUAAACCAAUGGAAAGUGUAUUUGGUUUUAUAUCCGUAUUACCGGGUGCUUUUAGCGCGUAUAGGUAUGAAGCUUUAUUAAAUGUCAAUGGAGUCGGACCAUUAGAAAAAUAUUUCAAAGGUGAAUAUCUACAUCAAGAUCAAAUUAUUGAUGAAGAUGACGAUGAAAAGUAUAUAAAAGAGAAAAACUUUCAACAAUGUGGAGUUUUUACAUCAAAUAUGUUUUUGGCGGAAGAUAGAAUUUUAUGUUUUGAAUUGAUUGCAAAAAAGAAUCAUAACUACAUAUUAAGAUACGUCAAUGAAGCGAAAGCUGAGACGGAUGCACCAGAAAGAAUAGAUGAAUUUGUUUUACAGAGAAGAAGAUGGCUUAACGGUUCAAUGUUUGCUGCAACUUAUGCUAUUUUCCAUUGGACAAAGAUAUGGAGGUCUAAUCAUUCUUUAAUGAGAAAAUUAUUCUUACAAUUGGAAUUUUAUUAUCAAUUAAUAACAAUUUUAGUUUCAUGGUUUUCAUUAGCAAGUUUCUUUUUAGUUUUUAGGAUUUUAACAGCAAAUUUGGGCUCAAAAGAAAUGAAUUUUCAAAUUGGUAAAUAUUUGGCUAUUAUAUUCUUAUGGAUUUACGUUGGAUCAGUAGUUGUUACUUUUGUUUUAGCAUUUGGUAAUACACCAAGAGGUACAAAGAAGUUUUAUUUAGUUAUAGCUAUAUUUUUUGCAGUAUUAAUGUGUUAUAUGAUGUUUGCAGCAAUUUUCUUAGCAGUUCAUACCAUAACAUCAAUUUUGAAUCAACAUAAAGAUGAAUUUACUGCAAGUAUGAUUUUUACAAAUUCAAAAUUUAGAGAUUUAAUAGUAAGUACAGUUUCAACUUAUAUUUUGUAUUUCAUUGGUUCUUUUAUGUAUGGAGAACCUAGUUUUAUGUUGACAAGUUUUAUUCAAUAUGUUGCAUUGAGUCCAACAUAUAUUAAUGUUUUGAAUAUUUAUGCCUUUUGUAAUAUUCAUGAUGUUUCAUGGGGUACAAAGGGAGUAGAAAUGGCUAAGAAUUUGGGUUCAGCAAAACUGUUUGGUAAAAAUAAAGAUUCAAUUAUAAUGGUUUCAAUACCUAAUUCAAAUGAAGAAAUGGAUGAAAAGUAUAAAGAACAAUUAGAAUUAUUGAAAACUAAAUCAAUUGAAGAAACUGUAUCGAAUUCAAAUAUUAAAAAAUCAAAAGAUGAUUCUUAUUAUGCAUUUGUAAGAACAUUAACUGUUUUAGUUUGGAUGUUGACAAAUGCAAUUUUGAUUGUUAUUGUUUUAAAUGUUGCAGGUUUAGACGUUUUUACAAAUAAACAAGAAGUUAAUAGUGAUGGGUCAAUUAGUGGUAAUUCAGAAAUAUUCCUAACUAUUAUUUUAUGGAUUGUUGCAGGUUUAGCAGCAUUUAGAUUCAUUGGCUCAUUUUUAUUUUUAGUAUUUAAAAAUUUUAGACCAUUAAAAUGGAAGUUGAGAGAAAGAAAGAUUAGAAAUAAUUCAUUAGCAUAA